UGUAGUUGCCACUUCGCUUUCCCGUUCUCUCACCUUACCUCACACUCCUCUCCAUCGAUUAAUCUCCUCCCCCUCAACAACCGCGAGAUCUUCAGCUACCGCUCUCUCCGGUCGCGUUUGCAUCCGCAUUCCUCAGAUCCAGAUUCGAGCCCCAGCCCCGCUUCGAGAUCCAGCUAGCUCUCUAUCAAGCAUCCGGCGGAGCGAGCAGCGGGGGGCUCGGCGAGAGAGAAGAUGAAGCGGAAGACGCGGAACAAGAUCAUCGUAUGGACGCUGGCCCUGGCUGCAGUGGCGAUUCUGGUGGGCGGCACGAUUGCGCUGGUGCUCACGGCGGGGACGUGGAAGGCCAAGAUAAAGAAGUCGCAGGAGAAGAUCUGUAACAAGGGGUGGGAGUGCUCGGGGAGCAAGUACUGCUGCAACGACACCAUCACCGACUUCUUCAAGGUGUACCAGUUCGAGAACCUCUUCGCCAAGCGCAACACCCCCGUCGCGCACGCCGUCGGGUUCUGGGACUACCAGGCCUUCAUCACCGCCGCGGCCCUCUUCGAGCCCCAGGGGUUCUGCACCACCGGCGGCAAGCAGAUGCAGAUGAUGGAGCUCUGCGCCUUCCUCGGGCACGUCGGCGCCAAGACUUCAUGUGGGUACGGCGUGGCGACCGGCGGGCCGACGGCGUGGGGGCUGUGCUACAACCACGAGAUGAGCCCCGACCAGACCUACUGCGACAAGACCUACACCCAGUACCCCUGCGUCGAGGGCGCCGAGUACUACGGCCGAGGCGCGAUUCCUGUCUACUGGAACUACAACUACGGCGCUGCCGGUGACGGGAUCAAGGCGGAUCUGCUCCACCACCCAGAGUACCUGGAGCAGAACGCGACGCUGGCAUUCAUGGCGGCGAUGUGGCGGUGGAUGACGCCGAUCAAGAAGAGCCAGCCGUCGGCGCACGACGCCUUCGUGGGCAACUGGAAGCCCACCAAGAACGACACGCUCAGCAAACGCCUGCCUGGGUUCGGCGCCACCAUGAACAUACUCUACGGCGAGUCGAUCUGCGGCAAGGGAUACGUCGACGCCAUGAACGUUAUAAUCUCGCACUACCAGUAUUACCUUGAUCUCAUGGGCGUCGGCCGUGAGCACUCUGGCGACAACCGUGAUUGCGCCGAGCAGGCACCGUUCAACCCCUCCAGCCCGACGGAUGACCAGAAGCAGCAGCAAUCAGGAAGCUAAGACGGACUCAUUGCGCCAUUGCCACUGAUCAAGCUUCCACAGCGCUAGAUUGAGCUACAGAUUCUUCAGGAUGCGUGAAGCUGCAUGCAUCGUGUUGAUGUUGUUUUGAAUAGACUGUAUGUACUGUCUAUGUGAAUUGCGAGAUUUGUGGUUAUUUACUACCAUGUUGUCCAUAGAUAGUCUGUUUUGGUUUCUUUGGUUCUGUCAGAUACGUUAUACACAUGUUUAAAGAG
Zea mays is the source of this 1451-nucleotide messenger RNA. It is a transcript of the gene bk4, whose product is annotated as brittle stalk4. The record is from RefSeq and is marked provisional. Gene Ontology annotation, biological process: chitin catabolic process; carbohydrate metabolic process; cell wall macromolecule catabolic process. NCBI's taxonomy places the organism in Eukaryota, Viridiplantae, Streptophyta, Magnoliopsida, Poales, Poaceae. The coding region runs from base 232 to 1218 and encodes 328 amino acids. Gene Ontology annotation, molecular function: chitinase activity. The transcript has 3 exons.